AUGCCAUGUGGUUUGCGCUCUGAGGACAAGACUCCCUUGGCUGAACUUCUGUCCAAAGACAAGGGCUGCUUCAGAAGCGUGGCAGUGCUGAGUGGUGAGCCCUGGAGCUUUGCCUGGGCGCAGCACUUCCGAUGCAAUGUGCAAGAGGGUCGUUUGGUGCUGCGCUUCGUCGAGCUUUUUAUGCAGCGCAAUUUCGUCGAACAGAGCACCAAUGUUAGUGACCCAGAUGCACCAGCCAAGGUGUGCCUCAAAGGAAAUCCACAGCUUCUGAAGCCGCUGGAACUUUGUAACCUCCGAGGCCGUCCAGUGCAGCUGAAGGUUGCCCCAACUGCAGUCGAUAUGGCCCAAUGUGAUGCUUUUUUGACGCUACCCAGUACGACUCUGACUGGCACGGAGUUUUGGUUGCGAGAGUCCAGCUCGCUGGUGGAGAUCCUUCCAAACAACAAAAGGCCAAGACCUGUGAUGGAAAACUUGGCGCUUCUCACUGGUGCCAAGCGUUUCACGCUUCGUAGCCUGCAGUCAAAGGACGAUGAGCUCAAUCAGUUUGAUGAUUUCAACGAGAACGUGUUGGAAGCAGAGCGGGCCAUCUUGGCGUUGAAUCGUGCCGGCUUUGACGCCGUGGAUGGCUCUUUGGACGACGGCAUUGCAGGUGUGGGCGAUUUGGAAGGCUGUGAGGAAUUCUAUAAUCCCAAAGACGGUUGGAAAGAAGGCUGGCGAGACGUUGCGCGAAGCUUGAAGUUGGCCAGGAAAGGUGAAAGCAUCGGUGUGACGAAGCGUGAAAGACAUAAUGUUGAGGUGAGUGACGAUAUUGACGAUGACUCAGAGGGUGAUACCGGUCAGACAGCAAUCUCUGAAGAGGAUUCAGAAGCAGAGGACACGGAUAGCACAGAAUCUGACUCUGCAGAAGAUGAAGCCUAAAGUGCUGCAUGCGAGAUGCAAAUGCUAUUACGAUGUUUGGCGAUCUGUGUCCAUCUGUGACAAUUUGUGACGAUCUGUGAUCGGGCUUGAAUCCUGAACUCAUUGCAGUGGAGAACUUGCUUCACUAGCA
Cladocopium goreaui is the source of this 1048-nucleotide messenger RNA. The record is from the annotation of a GenBank genome assembly. Lineage: Eukaryota; Dinophyceae; Suessiales; Symbiodiniaceae.